AUGCACCCAUCUGCCCAAGCCAAUAACCACCAACACGCUCCACAGCCAUACCAGCAGAUGUCGCACUACAAUGCCCAGCAAAUGCACCAACAACAAUUGCACCAUCAAUUAAUGACCCCAAACCCAUACCAACAACAUUUCCAACAACAAAUGCACCCUCAAUUACACCAUGAGGAUCAUUUGAAUAUGCAUUUCAACCCUAUGUCUUUUCAACAACAGCAGCAGCAGCAACAGGCGCAACAACAUUUGCACCAUUUCGGCCACCAAAUUCCUACUUCUGCUCAACAACAAGGUCCAGCUCCUCAGCAACCACAUUUGCAUCAACAAAUUCCUCAUCCAUUGUCACACCAUCAAACCCCACAACCAACACCACAACCUUUGGUUCAACAACAACAGCAACAACAACAACAACUGCCUCAACCUGCAAGACAACCACGUCAAACAAAGAAACAAAAACAGCAGCAACAGCAACAACAACAAGCUAACCAAGACCGAGCCGACGCUCACUCGCAAGCCCAACAACAUCAUAUGGCAAUGUUGGCUCGUGCUAACCAAAACGAUAUGUUGGAAUCGUCUACCAGAAAAGUCGCUCCCAGAUCAAGCGACUUGUUCCGUGUUGGGCCGCCAUUCUCUAUCACCAAGCAGCACCAGCCAGUUUAUUGUGUGGGAACCGAUAUGCCAGUGACACCAUUAUUGCAUGCCCGUAUUGAUAGAGGGUUCGAAAUGGGAGAAACCGGUUCCUGGAUUGGGUACAAACGUAACUAUUUUACUUUGGUUGCAUCGUUUACAUUGCAAGACUUUGAUUUUGAAAAGUUUAUUGGCAACAAGUUUUACACAUACGACAAGAUCAAUAACAAGGUAAAUGGGUUCCCACCCCAUCACCCAAGCCACCCUCAAAACCAACCACAAAACCACCCAAACCACCCCCACCACAACCAACACGCGGGUGAAGUGAGGGUUCCCAUUACUUACUUUGCCAUUAGGUUAGUGGCAAAAUGCUCUGAUGAAGAUGUUGCCAUUUCAUUAAUCCAACACACUGCUAAAAGAGAUAAAGGCCCACAGUUCCCACCACCAAUCUACCCAGCAGUUCCAUCCGAUUUGCCUGAUCAUGAAACCGUAAAAGUAAGUUGUAAUAAACGUAACAACAACAAGAUCGAAACCAUGAACAAAAUCUUUUAUUUCGAUAGAGGAAACUACUACCAAGAAUACAAUUUGGAUAGCUACAAGGACCAAUCGAUAUUGAAAAGCUACCCAAGCCAAUCCAUUUCCAAAGUGGCUAGAUUUGAAAGAAUUCAAUUUACCAGCUCUAUCAGAGUUAAAAGCACCAACACAGCUGCUAGAUACUUUACCUUGCAUGUUGAAUUAUUGGGUAUAAUCGAGGAUGAAGACUUACAGAUUCAACCAAUCUUAUUAAGCUCAAUUGAGUCACCACCUUUGAUCGUCAGAGGUAGAUCUCCUUCAAGUUACCACAAGGAUAGAACUUCUGGUUAUAGGGCUACAAACACUCCUACACCUACACCUCCACAAUAA
Candida dubliniensis CD36 is the source of this 1530-nucleotide messenger RNA. It is a transcript of the gene NDT80, whose product is annotated as transcription factor. The transcript has a single exon. Gene Ontology annotation, biological process: meiotic cell cycle; positive regulation of transcription by RNA polymerase II. The record is from RefSeq and is a predicted model, not a curated record. NCBI's taxonomy places the organism in Eukaryota, Fungi, Ascomycota, Pichiomycetes, Serinales, Debaryomycetaceae. Gene Ontology annotation, molecular function: DNA binding; DNA-binding transcription factor activity. Gene Ontology annotation, cellular component: nuclear chromosome. Bases 1 to 1530 code for a protein of 509 amino acids.